Miniopterus natalensis is the source of this 2030-nucleotide messenger RNA. It is a transcript of the gene TACR1, whose product is annotated as tachykinin receptor 1. Lineage: Eukaryota; Metazoa; Chordata; Mammalia; Chiroptera; Miniopteridae. Gene Ontology annotation, molecular function: substance P receptor activity. Gene Ontology annotation, cellular component: sperm midpiece; plasma membrane. The record is from RefSeq and is a predicted model, not a curated record. Gene Ontology annotation, biological process: G protein-coupled receptor signaling pathway; positive regulation of flagellated sperm motility.
GCAGCGAGGGCGGCGUACCCCUCGGCCGAGGCAUGGAUAACGUCCUGCCGGUGGACUACGACCUGUUCCCAAACGUCUCCAGCAACGCCUCGGAGCCCAACCAGUUCGUGCAGCCGACCUGGCAGAUUGUCCUCUGGGCGGCCGCCUACACGGUCAUCGUGGUGACCUCCGUGGUGGGCAACGUGGUGGUGAUGUGGAUCAUCUUGGCGCACAAGAGGAUGAGAACCGUCACCAACUAUUUCCUGGUGAACCUGGCCUUCGCCGAGGCCUCCAUGGCCGCCUUCAACACCGUGGUGAACUUCACCUACGCGGUGCACAACGUCUGGUACUACGGCCUGUUCUACUGCAAGUUCCACAACUUCUUCCCCAUCGCCUCGGUCUUUGCCAGCAUCUACUCCAUGACGGCCGUGGCCUUGGACAGGUACAUGGCCAUCAUCCACCCCCUCCAGCCCCGGCUGUCAUCCACAGCCACCAAGGUGGUCAUCUUUGUCAUCUGGGUCCUGGCUCUCCUGCUAGCCUUCCCCCAGGGCUACUACUCAACCACGGAGACCAUGCCCAACAGAGUGGUGUGCAUGAUCGAAUGGCCAGAACAUCCCAACAAGAUCUACGAGAAAGUGUAUCACAUUUGCGUGACUCUGCUGAUCUACUUCCUCCCCCUGCUGGUGAUCGGCUAUGCUUACACCAUAGUGGGAAUCACCCUGUGGGCCAGCGAGAUCCCCGGGGACUCCUCCGACCGCUACCACGAGCAAGUCUCUGCCAAGCGCAAGGUGGUCAAGAUGAUGAUCAUUGUGGUGUGUACUUUCGCCAUCUGCUGGCUGCCCUUCCACAUCUUCUUUCUCCUCCCCUACAUCAAACCAGAUCUCUACAUGGAGAAAUUUAUUCAGCAGUUCUACCUGGCCAUCAUGUGGUUGGCCAUGAGCUCCACCAUGUACAACCCUAUCAUCUACUGCUGCCUCAAUGACAGGUUCCGUCUGGGCUUCAAGCACGCCUUCCGGUGCUGCCCCUUCAUCAGUGCAGGAGACUACGAGGGGCUUGAGAUGAAAUCCACCCGGUACCUCCAGACCCAGGGCAGUGUGUAUAAAGUCAGCCGCCUGGAGACCACUGUCUCCACAGUGGUGGGGAACCAUGAGGAAGAACUGGAGGAGGGUCCCAAGGCCACACCUUCACCCCUGGACCUCACCUCCAAUGACUCCUCUCGCAGCAACUCCAAGACCAUGACUGAGAGCUUCAGCUUCUACUCCAACAUGCUCUCCUAGACCCCGGGGCCUUCAGCAGGGGCAACUACCAUCAUCUUUGUCUUGCUUCCCUUCAUGCAUGGGUAAUUCCUUGAUCUGGAAACCAUCUGAAAUGCCCUAACACUGGGGCUUGUGAAAAGGGUCAGAAUGGUUUAGGAAAAGCAUUCCAUUCUAGAGUCAAGAAACCUGGAUUCUUCCCUGUCAUUGCCACCCCCAUGCUGUGUGACCCAAGGCAAACCAUCAAACUUCUCUGAGCCUGUAAAAUGGGAGAUUUGACUAAAUGUUCUCCACAAUCCAUCCCAUCAUUCUAGAAUAAACUUUGGUUGCAUGUGAGCACUCAUUUCAAGAUGAAUCCUGCAAUGCAGCAACAGACCGAACUGAUCUGUUUGCCUGGAGCCUCUGUCUUACUUCAAUAAAGUCGUUCUCAGUCAUGCUCAGAUUACCCUCCUUUAGCUGGUGGACGUCUUCACAUGACAGGGUGAACAAAAGAAGGGACCACAGAAAGUCUGAAUGAGAAAUUUAACCUUGUUUUCCAUGCACUUCUGAAAAGGAGACAAAGUCUGCCCCUUUUUGGCAUCUCAAUAUUUUAGGACAUUUAAACAUCAUGGAAUUGAGAGCCUCAGAUUCAUCUGCAUUAUGUCCCUGGUGACUGUCCCGAGCAACUGAUGCAGUCAGAAUGUGUCCAUGGAUACCAGCUGACGUCAGCCAUGGACCAAGAGUCAGGAGAGCUGUGCCAUACUUCAUCUGUCUGAGCCUCUCUUUCCUUAUUUGUAAAACUAUGGAACUGAAAUUUUA